Morone saxatilis (striped sea-bass) is the source of this 5578-nucleotide messenger RNA. RefSeq names its product calpain 15 (gene capn15). The record is from RefSeq and is a predicted model, not a curated record. Lineage: Eukaryota; Metazoa; Chordata; Actinopteri; Moronidae. Gene Ontology annotation, biological process: proteolysis. Gene Ontology annotation, molecular function: calcium-dependent cysteine-type endopeptidase activity. Gene Ontology annotation, cellular component: cytoplasm. The transcript has 11 exons. The coding region runs from base 2096 to 5578 and encodes 1160 amino acids.
AGGAGAUUGCAUCCUCGUCCACUGCGCUCAUGCUACCAGCGAGGGACAAUUAAAGCCCGUGGUGGACACGUUUUCACCACGGGAGAAUAAGGACAUAGAAAUGGGACCGUAAGAUGCCCCGAAUGGAAACAUUAAAUACAGGCAUUCUGGGAAGGAGCAGUUUUACGCUGUGAGAGGGCGACAGCGGGACUGGAGCGAGGAUGUGUCCUAACAUGAAACAAGGCUCAGCAUCUACAGCCCCCAAACGCUGGGAAUCAGAGACGAACGCAGGCUGGGAUGGAGCCGGCAGAAGAUGGUGAAAUUUGCGAUUGAGUGCUCCCUCCUGGAAGACACCUCCUCGGCUGCUCUAACGCCUGCAUGUCGCCUCCUGCGCGGUACUCCCCCCUGGCCUCUGUGCCGCUGUGUGGAGACGGACACUGAGCCUCUUUACAUACCAAAAGUAACGCUUUGUAGCGCUGUUCAUAUAGGCUGAAUUGAAAGCCCACACGCGCUGCUUUUCCCAGUGCUUCAUGGCCACGGAUCGUUCACUGAAUCUCCAAACCUAAACUAUAGAUUCAAACCCACGUGAUCUCUGCGUUGUUUGCCUCCGGGUUUGACAAGCUAUCGACGCUGGUCCAAAUGCAUGCAAAUGUGCUCUCCCUUCCUUGACAGCUUUCCCCCCGGAACCAUACUUGUUCCGUUGAGCUGCUUCGCCUGUAGAGACUGGCUCUGACAGUGCAGGAUCAAUCCCAGCGCAAGUUGAUGAACUAGACUGACCGGCCUCGGCGGUGGGAUCAGACGGAUAUUAAGCUGCCUCUCUCAGACAGCGGAAACUAGGAUCAUCUCCCGUCCUUGCGUUGGCAGAGCACCGCAGCCCGAAACGGAACAUUCCUCUCGGGUAUAUUGUCGGAUAUCACACACAACUUGCCGCCGAGCUGUAAACAUUUCCACUCUAUGGCAACUGUUGUUAAAAUGGUUAAAUGCUGACGCUCCUGUGAGUCUUUUUUCUUCUCAUGUUGGAAAAAAGAGAGAAGUAAAUACCAGAAGUGGUCUAAUUUGUGAGAAAGCCCCUCCAACUCCAAAAAAAAAGGGUUUUCAAACAUGACGUUUAAUCCAGUGGGGUGUUUUACUGGUAAACUUCCACAGCAGCUGUUAGUCAGACUGGAUGUCUGAAAGAUGACACUUGGAUAUUAGCAUACUUGUAGUUUUGCCAACACCCUUCCCAGGAAAUGCAAUGCAUUGAUUUGCUCCAGUGCCGGCAUUGUAAAUAACUCCGUGGACAUAUUUUGUACGGCUUUUAUCCCCGCAAGAUCCAUGUCAUCGCUGUUCACUAUCAGCUGUCGUUGUGGACGGUGAUGUAAGUGAGGUGUUCUGGAUGUCGUUCUGUUUCUGUUCUUUUUUUUUUCCCACUUCUUGAACCUUACAUUUCCCAGAGGUGUGCUGUUUGGCAGCUAAGAUGCUGAAAAACGGUGGACGCAUUUACUUCUGCACACUGUGGUUUGAUUUUCUGAGCGCGUGCCAUGUGAAGAGGAGCCAGGCAUGAGACUGCACAGACUGAGGAGAUGUAUCACAAGGAACGCAGGAGGAAUUACGAGUGGCACUAUGGAAGACCCGGUGCAGAGUGCUACCAGCUUAAAGUGUACAAGAGAGAGAAUUACGAGCCUUCGCUGUGAGAAAAUUGUGUUUUCUCCUCUCUGAGACUAACUGCUGAAUUGGAAUCAGUGCUCCAUGAAUCAAAUUAGUAUUUGAAUUGAGAACUUCUCCCCCGUGCACUGUGGGAUAUCCACCCUGUUCGUCAUACUCGGCAACCUGCGAGUUCCGCUCAUUUUUUGAGUGCGCUUAUCUUCGAUCCCCUGUUGCUGUGGCUUUUAUUUGUUUUCAGUCUAGCUCCCGCAGAGAAAUGUCUUCCUAUUUGAAGCAGAAAGUUGUCAACAGGACGUUUACAGCAAAUACAAACACACGAUAAGGGUAGGGGUCUCUUCCAAAUCAGUAUAUCUUUGUGUGUCUCACUGAAUACUGUCAACUUUUGUGCUCUUGGGGGGGGAAAACCAAACCGAGCCCCACCCCCACCCCCCAUCAGAGUGCAUUCAAGGACUAAUUUCCUACCGCUGUGGUGAUGGGGAGCUCAGCCUCGUCUCUCACUGCAGAGACCGAGUCAGACCAUGGCUUCCGCAGCACCCCGUACCCAUCGUCACCUCCCGUGGGUUGGCUCAGGAACAGCCACAGCAGCCCGGUGUGGGGCACCACCUUCAUCACACGUCAGCAGCAGCACCCACUGCCUCACCGAGAGCGCAGCCACUCUCACUCUCCUGGCUCCAUGGCAGCAGCAGUGCGAGGCAGCGAGUGGUCAUGUGGACGCUGCACCUUCUUAAAUGCCGGCGCAGCACCUCGCUGUUCCAUCUGUGAGGCACCACGCCAGAAACCUGACCUUAACCAGAUCCUGCGGCUAAGCAGCACUGAGGAGCAUCGCUGGGCCUGUCCCCGCUGUACACUCAACAACCCCCAGGGAUCUGGAGCCUGCUCCGUCUGUGGCUUCGGACCGUCCCCUGCCACUCACACACCCCCUACAACCACCAUAGCUGCCACUGCCAACGGACUCCCAUCCGCUCCGGUUGAACCUCCAACACCUACCGUCACCCCCACAGUACUACUUGAGCCCCAUGGACAGCAUCCAGCUAAGGACGAAGUGCUGCGACGGUCUGAGAGCAACGGAGAGGUGGUCAGCCUAGAGGGGCAGCACUCUGGCUGGGCUUGUCCUCGCUGCACGCUUCACAACACACCCGUGGCUCUGUCAUGCUCAGCAUGUGGUGGGCCCAGGAAACUGUCUUUGCCUAAAAUCCCCCCUGAGGCGCUGGUGGUGCCUGAGGUGCGCACACCUGUGCUGGGGUUUCCAGUUCACACAGCAGGAACUGCCCCACUACUCAUAGACCUAACGGACGACUCUCCCCCAGCCCCUCCAUGUGACCCUCAAGAACCUCCCCAUGUCUCCUCGCAAUCCCUUUCGUCCCCUUUUACUGCUUUCUCCUCCUCCCUGCAAAAUAACCCUGUGCCCCGAAGCAGGAGAGAGGUGCCCCCUCCAGGGCGCCCACCAAACCCAGGCACCAACACUCCCAGCCCCACUUCCCCUUCGGCAGCCAUUGUGCCACCCCAGCCAGGCCCACAGCGACCAGCCAAGCCAAAACAUGCCCAGCCCCAAGAACCUUCAUACCCCAGCAAGCGCCUCAGUAUCUUGGAGGAAGAAGACUCUCAGCACCAUCCACUAGCCCCCCACCUCCCUGUUGCUUCUUCAGUCGCCCCCACCUGGAAGUGCCCUAGCUGCUCGUUGCCCAACCCAGGUAACUCAUCUAAGUGUGAAGCCUGCCGAUCAUCACGGGCAGGUGCUGACCUCAUUGACCUGGUAGGCUGUGAGACGGUACGAUUUACCCCUGCGAGCCCCUCGAGCCCAGAUUUUAGCACGUGGGCCUGCUCCAAGUGUACGCUGCGCAACCCUACUGGUGCACCCAAGUGCUCGGCCUGUGGUUCUUCCAAGCUGCAUGGCUUUCAGGAGCAGCAGGCGCCACUGCCCCGCUGCUGUACACACUGUGGCCUCCCGUCAGGGCCUGGCACUGCAUCAUGCUCCUGUACACCUUCUUCUUCAUCCUCCUCGGGUCAUAAAACGCGGAAGCAGGCCCGGGGUUUCCCGUCAUCCUCUUCUGCCAUUGCUUCGAGUUCCUCUUCCUCCUCCACCUCAUCUAGCCUUCUGGAGAAGGUAGGACAGUGGAGCUGCCCAGCAUGUACGCUGCUCAAUGACACCAAGGCCAAGAACUGUGCAGCAUGCCACACACCCCAGCAGUACCUCACCCUUCGCAAGGUGGUUAAGCCUCUGAAGAGGAGGGAGAGCAUGCAUGUAGAGGCCCGUCGACGAAAUGAUGAGGGCGAGGCCAAGGAGCUUUGGGAGAACAUAGUCAGCUUCUGCAGAGAGAACACUGUGAACUUUGUGGAUGACAGUUUCCCCCCAGGACCUCGCUCCGUGGGCUUCCCCGAGGGCGACAGCGUCCAGCAGCGAAUCAAAAAGUGGCUCCGCCCCCACGAGAUCAACUGCAGCAACUUCAAAGACCGAGGCGUCAAGUGGUCCGUCUUCCGCACGCCACGACCCUCUGACAUCCUGCAAGGCCUGCUCGGGAACUGCUGGUUCCUGAGCGCGCUGGCAGUGCUGGCGGAGCGUCCGGAGCUGGUGGAGAGGGUGAUGAUCACCAGGACCAUCUGCCCCGAGGGGGCCUACCAGGUUCGGUUAUGUAAAGACGGGACGUGGACAACGGUACUGGUGGACGACAUGCUUCCCUGCGACGACUAUGGCUACCUCCUGUUCUCCCAGGCCCAGAGGAAGCAGCUAUGGGUGGCACUGAUUGAGAAGGCCCUGGCCAAACUCCACGGGUCCUACUUUGCCCUGCAGGCAGGGCGCGCCAUUGAGGGCCUGGCCACGCUGACGGGGGCUCCGUGUGACUCCCUGAUGCUUCAAGUCAGCUCCACAAACCCUCGGGAGGAACCCAUCGAUACAGACCUCAUCUGGGCCAAGAUGCUCAGCUCCAAGGAGGCUGGAUUUCUGAUGGGUGCAUCUUGUGGAGGAGGCAACAUGAAGGUAGAUGACAUUGUCUAUGAGUCUCUGGGUCUGCGGCCUCGGCAUGCCUAUUCCGUCCUGGACGUACGGGAUGUCCAGGGUUACAGGCUGUUGCGGCUGCGUAACCCGUGGGGUCGGUUUUCGUGGAACGGCAGCUGGUCGGACGAGUGGACGGACUGGCCACAGCACUUGCGUCACGAGCUGAUGGCUCAUGGCAGCAGUGAGGGCGUCUUCUGGAUGGAGUACACAGACUUCAUAAAGUACUUUGACUCAGUGGACAUUUGCAAGAUCCACUCAGACUGGCAGGAAGUGAGGUUACAGGGCUGCUUCCCCAGCAAAGCAAGCGGGCCGGUCACCGUCACCGCCCUCACUGUGCUCGAGAGGACGGCAUUAGAGUUUGCUCUCUUCCAGGAGGGAAGCAGGCGUUCAGACACAGCCGACAGCCACCUGCUGGACCUGUGUAUCAUGGUGUUUCGUGCCUCCUUCGGCAGCGGCAACAAGCUGACUCUGGGCCGCUUGUUGGCCCACAGCAAGCGAGCGGUGAAGAAGUUUGUUGGCUGUGAUGUGAUGCUGGAGCCUGGGGAGUACGCCGUCGUCUGCUGCGCCUUUAACCACUGGCAGAUGAAUGUCAGUGGGUCGGGAGGUCCACCCACACCCAUCUCAAGCCCCACCAGCGGAGCAGCGCGACGGCCCAGCCAGGACUUCCCCGGCUACAUCCUCGCUAUCUACAGCUCCAGACAGGUGAUGGUGGAGCAGGUGGAGGCAACCGCCACCACGCUGGCCGACGCCAUCAUCCUUCUCACAGAAAACAAAGGCGAAAGACACGAGGUACUGGUGGUGCUUUCACAGCUGGAAGGAAACGCCGGCUUCUCCAUCACCCACCGCCUGGCUCACCGCAAAGCAGCCCAGGCCUCCCUGGGAGACUGGACCCCCACAAAAGCCACCCACAGCCCCCAGCUCACUCCAGACAUUGAUGGCCUGCACCGGCCCAGGCCACUAUGA